AUGGCGCGGCGACGAAUUCAGAUGGAAGAGGGAAAAGUCUGCUGUUCGAUCUGUCUGGAUCGACUGAAGGAUCCAGUGACGAUUCCCUGUGGACACAGUUACUGUAUGAACUGUAUUAAAAGACACUGGGAUGAAGAGAACCAGAGGACAAUCCCCAGCUGUCCUCAGUGCAGACAGAUCUUCGGAUUGAGGCCUGUCCUGGUGAAAAACACCAUGUUGGCAGAUUUAGUGGAGGAACUGAAGAAGACUGGUCUCCUACCUGUUCGUGCUGACCACUGCUAUGCUGGACCUGAAGAUGUGGGAUGUGAUGUCUGUACCGGGAGAAAGCUGAAAGCUCUCAAGUCCUGUGAGCAGUGUCUCGUCUCUUACUGUGAACAACACCUCCAGCCUCAUUAUGAAUCCCCUGCCUUCGAAAAACACAAGUUGGUCAGUCCCUCCAAGAAAAUUCAGGAGAACGUCUGUACUCGCCACAACGAGGUGAUGAAGAUUUUCUGCCGCACUGAUCAGAAGUGUAUCUGUUAUCUUUGCUCCAUGGAAGAACACGAAGGCCACAACACAGUGACAGCUGCAGUAGAACGGGCUGAGUGGCAGAAAGACCUCGAGGUGAGUCAACAAAAGAUCCAGCAGAGAAUCAAGAACAGAGAGAAAGAUGUGAAGCUUCUUCAGCAGGAGGUGAAGGAUCUCAAUCAUUCUGCUGAUAAAGCUGUGGAGGACAGUGAGAAGAUCUUCACAGAUCUGAUCCGUCUCAUUGAGAAAAGAAGCUCUGAUGUGAAGCAGCAGAUCAAAUCUAAACAGACAACUGAAGUAAGUCGAGUCAAAGAGCUUCAGGAGGAGCUGGAGGAGGAGAUCUCUCAUCUGAGGAGGAAAGACAUCGAAUUGGAACAACUGAAACGCACAGAGGAUGACACCAAGUUUCUACUUCGAUACCCCUCUCCGACACAUAUUCGUGAAUCCAGAGACUUACCCAGUUCCACCGGCGGUCCUCUGCGAUACUUUGAUGAUGUGGCUGAAGCUGUGUCAGAGGCCAGAGACAAACUUGAGGAAAUUCUUGGUGAGGAAUGGACCAUGAUCUCACAUGCGUUGAUCAACGUGGAUGUGUUUCUGCCUGAAGCAGAACCAAGGACCAGAGGUGAAUUUUUAAAAUAUUCACACAGAAUUACACUGGAUCCAAACACAGCAAAUAGAAAGCUGUUGUUAUCUGAGGGGGACAGAAAAGCAUUAAACACAGGGAAAAAACAGUUGUACUCUAGUCACCCAGACAGAUUUAUGAACAGGUCCCAAGUCCUCAGUAAUAAGAGUCUGACUGGACGUCAUUACUGGGAGGUCAAAUCGAGUGGGAUUGGAGUGUAUGUAGCUGUCGCAUACAAAGAUAUCAGCAGAAUAGGAGCAGAAAGUGAAUUUGGAAUGAAUGACAAGUCUUGGGCUUUCCAAUGUUUAGGGCCUGAUCAUAGAUUGAGUCAUGACAACUAUACAACUCCAGUCUCUGGUUGUCAGUCUGACACAGUGGGAGUGUACCUGGAUCACAGGGCAGGUAUCAUGUGCUUCUAUAGCGUCUCUGAAACCAUGACCCUCCUCCAUAGAGUCCAGACCACGUUCACUCAGCCUCUUUAUGCUGGACUCAGGGCCUAUAGUCUUUUGGGUUUGGGAUCAUCUGCAGAGUUUUGUGAGCCAAAAGACAAAAUCAACUAAAUAUUCCAUUAAUUGAGAGUUCUCCAACUGCUAUACCAAUGUUUGAUCCUCAUCACUGCUCAUGUAUCCAACUAGAGGAUUUUUGUCAGAA
Molecule: messenger RNA, 1780 nt
Organism: Centropristis striata (black sea bass)
Lineage: Eukaryota; Metazoa; Chordata; Actinopteri; Perciformes; Serranidae
Product: tripartite motif-containing protein 16-like
Exons: 1
Coding region: 1-1689 (562 amino acids)
Molecular function (GO): protein binding; zinc ion binding
Source: RefSeq, a predicted model, not a curated record